AUGUGUUGGUUGCGUCGAGUCGAGGGAAAGGUACUGCUGCCAACUGCCGUCCUCGACCCUCAUUCCCAGCUCGUCGAGUUCGUCUCGCCUCCUCUCGGCUUGACUCUACCCAUCUCCCCCGUCUCCCCGUCUCCCCGUCUCCCCGUCUCCCGUCUCCCCGUCUCCCGUCUCCCGUCUCCCGUCUCCCGUCUCCCCGUCUCCCCGUCUCCCGUCUCCCGUCUCCCGUCUCCCGUCUCCCCGUCUCCCCGUCUCCCGUCUCCCGUCUCCCCGUCUCCCCGUCUCCCCGUCUCCCCGUCUCCCCGUCUCCCCGUCUCCCCGUCUCCCGUCUCCCCGUCUCCCGUCUCCCCGUCUCCCCGUCUCCCCGUCUCUCCAUCUCCCCUCAUCCCCAUCUCCCCUCCUCCCCAUCUCCCCUCUCCCCCUCUCCCCCUCUCCCCUCCUCCCCAUCUCCCCUCUCCCCUCUCCCCCUCUCCCUCCAGCCCCUGCACCGCCACACCCUAUUUAGACGACGGCAGGUAG
Drechmeria coniospora is the source of this 516-nucleotide messenger RNA. RefSeq lists its product as uncharacterized. The transcript has a single exon. Lineage: Eukaryota; Fungi; Ascomycota; Sordariomycetes; Hypocreales; Ophiocordycipitaceae. Bases 1 to 516 code for a protein of 171 amino acids. The record is from RefSeq and is a predicted model, not a curated record.